GCAGAUCAGAGCAAAGUUCAAAUCGCUGGCGAACUCACAGAUUUUGUAUUGUUUAAAUAACUUGUGAAGUUUUUUUUUGGCUGUAUUCUAGCUUGAUUAACGCCAAAAAUUCAAAUAAAAUAAAAAUAGAGACAAUCUUUUUGCACGGUUUAAUAAGCAAAAGCAAACAAAUUAAGAACAAUAAGCCAGGCUAGUCAGCCGCUUAAAUUAUAUAAACAGUAAAAGAGCGUACAACAAAAGUAUUUAAUGGAUUUUAAGUGUCAGUGACUCGAUCAUAACCACAAAGAAAAUAUAGACAAAAAAAAAAAACGAAAAAGAGCAACAAAAAGCUAAAUAUAAACAUAUAUACACACACACGCGCGCUCUUUUGCUGUAUAAUCAGUCAAUAACAACUGGUGAUAAUAAAAGAACUUACAACAACAACAACAACAACAACAUCUGACCAGAGAACCAGAAUUUAAAUAAAACAAAGGAGCAGCAGGUCGAAUAAAUUCGUGUUGAUAUCAUUCGUGUAUUUCUGUUCAAUUACACGGCAUACAAAUGGCAGCCUACCUGGAUCCUACCGGCCAAUAUUAAUAACAAUCAAAUUAGCCACACAUUUAUCAGCUGCUUAAACAGUUACACACAAAUUCCCAGCCAUGGCCGCCUACCUGGAUCCCACGGGCCAAUACUAAAGCUUCCAAUUUUCCAAAAGAAUUUGAAUACCACAAUAAAAAACGCUAAAAAAAAUGUCGCUGGCUUUGGAUCCCACUGGCACCUACUAGCAUUGCCAGCUUUGGUCACACUUUUCGCUAGCAGCAGCAACAACAACAACAACAACAACAACAACAGCAGCAACAGCAACAUGCUCGAUCUGGAUCCAACGGGCACCUAUCGGCGGCCGCGUGAGUCGCGUGACACGCGCCACAAGCAGCGGCAGCUGGCGCUGGAUCCCACCGGGCAGUACUAGGCGCCGCCACGCCCACACAUCCAAACACCGCCUUUGCCUUAUCCAAAAAACAACAACAACAAAACUAUCCAAAAUUCUGGACA
Molecule: messenger RNA, 1032 nt
Organism: Drosophila novamexicana
Lineage: Eukaryota; Metazoa; Arthropoda; Insecta; Diptera; Drosophilidae
Product: peptide tarsal-less AA
Exons: 1
Coding region: 845-949 (34 amino acids)
Source: RefSeq, a predicted model, not a curated record